UCUAGUAAUUACCCCGAGACUGCUGGGCUAUGGCUAGAUGGGGAAAUGUCUUUGUGCUGUUCAACAUAUCAUUGGUGGUUUUAUCACUAGCAAUCCCAGUGUUCAACGAGGCGGAAGCGGAAGUGCCUAGACAACAACAGGAGGAUGGUCAAGCGGAGCCUGGCCUGUCCAGGAAAAAGAGAAUCGAUACUGGUAUCGAACUCACUCAACAGGAGCAGCCCGACGCGGCCAGAGGGCUGUCACGUCAGAAGAGGGUUGACGUGGACAGAGACAACCCGUCCAUCAGAGACCGGCUGAGUUUUGAGAUCGAGUCAGCGUUGAUGCGUCAUAGACGCCAAGCGCUGGAAGAGGAGUCAGAGCUCUCGAGGCAGAAACGUGCAGAUUUUGACGACCAAUCACAAUUGUCGAGACAAAAACGUACAGAUUUUGAGGACGAAUCACAAUUGUCAAGACAAAAACGUACAGAUUUUGAGGACGAAUCACAAUUGUCGAGACAAAAACGUACAGAUUUUGAAGACCAAUCACAAUUGUCGAGACAAAAACGUACAGAUAUUGAAGACCAAUCACAAUUGUCAAGACAAAAACGUACAGAUAUUGAGGACCAAUCACAACUAUCGAGACAAAAACGUACAGAUCUUGAAGACGAAUCACAAUUGUCAAGACAAAAACGCAAUGACCUUGAUAAUUAAUGCUGUAGCGUGAAAAUAAAAGCUCCAAACAAUGGACACUAUUUUAUAGAUUUUACCUCUUUCAAUUUAUCUACGUUUCAAAUACAGAAUGUUUACAUUGGCGCUUGUAGAUUGUAUAUUAUAUACUGGCUUUGACAAUUUAAUCUUUUAUUCUUACUCUCUGUCCACUGAUGCGUCUGUUUGCUUGACAUGUAUGCAGAAGUAAGAGGUUGGGGUAGAGGGGGUGGGGGUGAAGAAGGGGAGGGGAGAUAAUAUAAGAGCCAGACACCAAAUUUAUCAUUCAGAACUGUUGUUUAAAAAAAUAAAAAUAAAAUGUUUGUACAUAAUCAAAUUAUGUUUUAAAAUUCAAGAAUGACGGAGAGCUUAAGAGAAAGAUGGCAGAUGCGUCUUAUUUUUGUUUUUGCUUUGGUGCUCGCUAGUUGUAGACGAGAUGAACUGAGAUACGACUCUGUGUAUUCUAUUUAUGUUGCUUGAUUGCUAAUUAUAUUUGCUUGGUCUUAAAAGUAAUAAGACAUUAUUAUUUUAGUGAAAUACUAUUUUGAACAUAACAUUUGAAAAUUAAAUGAGAUUAGUUUGUUUUCUCUAAAGAGCGACACCAAAUUCCCUGAUAAGAAAUGGUGUGUUUAGGUACUCCUACCAUUGUUAAUGAAUAUAUAGCUACUUACAUUGUUAUCAAUAAAUACAUAGCUACCUAGGCUAUCGCUGGUUGGUCUGUCUUAGUCACGUGGUGUUGCCAUCGACUUAGUAUUGUUUUUAAAUUACCGAGACAUGGUCCGCAUUGUCUCCCCUGUUUUUACAAAAGGUCAAAAGUCAAAUCUGUCUACUCAAUCGGCUGUUCUAAAAUGAUAUCAGUCUCGUUCUAAGCCAAUAAGCCAUACCCUGACCACAUGGGUAUAGUGUGAUUGUCUUGCUACAUUGUGACUUGUGACACAUCUCGCUAUUCAACCCCCUUUGUCAUUAAUGCGUGACGUCAAAUAUUAAUGAACUCCCCCAAUUUAUAAACAACGUGUUCUUUGUGUUAUUAUUUGUAUCAAUUUUUAUUAUUGCUGUAAAUAAUUUGGCUAAUUGUUUUCAACCGAAACAACAUAAUCAUUACACUAUAAUGGCGUGUUAUUUUCCCUUGUAAUACGAGUUCGCUCCCCUUUCAAAUAUCUUUAAUUUUCCGACAUGAAUGACAUUCAUCGUUGUAAACGGUUCUCAAAGCAUUAUUGAUGUUGUUGUUUCAAGUGAAUGUCUAAUCUCGGCUUGAUACAAUUUCCUUUUUUGUUGUUGUAAUAAAAAUUUAAAA
Molecule: messenger RNA, 1977 nt
Organism: Physella acuta
Lineage: Eukaryota; Metazoa; Mollusca; Gastropoda; Physidae
Product: aspartic and glutamic acid-rich protein-like
Source: RefSeq, a predicted model, not a curated record